AUGUCCCCCUGUUUGCCUUGCUUUCCCUCUGAGAUCCCCCUUCAUCCCUCGGCUGCAAGCGUCGAAAAUAAGCGUCCACAGGAUUUUAGGGGGUAUCGCGCGCAGGGCGAGAAGUCAAACAGAGGAAGCGGGGGAAUGCACGUGACAAAGAACGCUGUCAAUUCGCUACAGAGCUACUGCACAGGGGGUCGAAAACAAUGGCGUCAUGCACAGGACGCCGUCGGAGGUUGGGGCUGGGUGGGUUGUUCUCGGGGCCUGCAAGCCUCCAGCGCCGAGCUCCGGGGGCGGAGGGCGGGGGUCGGUGGUGAACUGCGCACCCCCCAUCCGCGGGGGGACCGGCGGGGCGCCGAGCGGACUCUGCGCCCGCCAGCGCCGCCCCGCGGUGGUCGGCGCCCGGGGUCGCCCCAGGCCCCCUCGUCGCUACUCGUCGACCUGGGGCAGGUUCAUGAGUUCGAACACCGCCUCCCGCGCGCUGAUGUGGCCGUCCAGGAUCUGGGCCACGGCGGUGAGCACCGGCAGCUGGACGCGGUACUUCCUGGCCAGGCCCACCACCACCCCGGCGGUGGCCACGCCCUCCGCCACCUGGUGGCUGGACCCCAGGAUGUCAGCCAGGGGCUCGCCCCGCCCCAGCCGCACGCCCACCGAGCGGUUACGGGACAAGGAGCCGUAGCAGGUGAGGAUGAUGUCGCCCAGGCCGGCCGGGCCGGACAGCGUCGCGCCGCGCGCGCCCAUCUUCUCCGCCAGCCACCGGAUCUCGGCGCAGCCCUUUGUGUAGGGUGGGCGGCGGGGGCGGUGCGUGAGGCAGUGGGGUGA
Auxenochlorella protothecoides is the source of this 813-nucleotide messenger RNA. RefSeq lists its product as hypothetical. The record is from RefSeq and is a predicted model, not a curated record. Bases 1 to 813 code for a protein of 270 amino acids. The transcript has a single exon. Lineage: Eukaryota; Viridiplantae; Chlorophyta; Trebouxiophyceae; Chlorellales; Chlorellaceae.